Messenger RNA from Ficedula albicollis (Collared flycatcher), 2941 nucleotides. It is a transcript of the gene ANKRD10, whose product is annotated as ankyrin repeat domain 10. The record is from RefSeq and is a predicted model, not a curated record. NCBI's taxonomy places the organism in Eukaryota, Metazoa, Chordata, Aves, Passeriformes, Muscicapidae. Bases 740 to 1792 code for a protein of 350 amino acids. The transcript has 8 exons. Gene Ontology annotation, molecular function: protein binding.
GCCAACAUAAACAAACAGUUUUCAGAAAAGAAGUCUGGUGCAUUGAGAACAGCUGUGAGACACCAGGAGAAUUGUAGAAACAAUGAAGGUGGCUGGAUGCAGAGGCUAUAGAUCGCAUCUUCUCCUUGAUACCUGACAAAAGUAACUUAUGCAAUAAGUUAUUGCUGCAUAGUGGUAGAAUCUUCAGAAGAGAAAAUACAAGAACUAUAAAUGCAUCUGGAGACCAGCUCGCUGACUGAUGCUGUACUCCAAACAGACAUAGUCACUGGCUAAUGCUUGUGUGAGGACAAGUGUUCCAUGGACACUGGAUACAAAACACAUGCUGAGAAAGAUCUGGGAAUGCUUGAUAUUUAAACUAGUAAACUUUUCCUUCCAAACUGACUUCUGGUCAUUGGCUACAGACUAACCCUUCACUUCUGGAAAAAGAAAAGAAUAGCUUCUGAAAAGGAAUCCACUCGAGUCUCUCAGUUUUACUGUAAACCUCUGGUACUCAGUAGAAUUUCAAUGCAUGCUUUCUCAUACCUGCCCUGAGGUAUUGUAUUGUAGUUCAUGCUGCUUGCCCUGAAGUUUAGGAAAACUUAAAAAUGUUUUAUCUCAUUGCUGGUGACAGUUGCCCAGGACACUUCUCAGGCGGCAGCAAUGAAGGACAAAUGCUGAAAGCUGCUUGUCCCAGCUGUACUUUGCUCCCCAAAUAAAUUCUUAGAGCUCUGCGUGUGUGCUCCUCUCCUGCCAAGUGCUGAUGGUGCAACACUCAAGGACUGAGUCAGUCUGUCAGCAAGAUCUGGAAGCAGCACGGUCCCACAGACUCGGCCCUGCUGCUCCCGAGUUCAAGAGGGCUUGCGCGCUCCAGUGCGUUGGGAAACCAAAGUGCCAGGAAGUGAAGGAUUAUGUUGGUGAAACUCCUAUUCAUAAAGCAGCACGGUCUGGUAGUAUGGAUUCCAUAAGUGCCCUUGUGGCUCAUGGUGCGCAAAUAGACUUAAGAAAUGCCAGUGGCCUGACAGCAGCAGACCUUGCACAUACCCAGGGCUUCCAAGAAUGUGCCCAGUUUCUCUUGAACCUCCAGAACUGUCACCUGAAUCGUUUCUAUAGCAAUGGCACCUUAAAUGGGGUUCAUCAGAAUGCAGGUCCCAAUCCAUUCAGUGUUGGGACAAGUCGAAAGAGAUCCUUUGAAGACACGGAGUCUGCUGGAGUAAAGAAGGCUAGAACAGAAGCUUACAGCUUUGAUGGCUUAAUACCAAUGGUGAAUGGAGGAGCUGAGGACGAUGCUGACAAUAUGCACGUUGAUAGAGAGUUUGCUGUUGUAUCAGGCUUAUUUCUUGAUGCAGAUAUGAAUAGCAGUAGCUCCAUAUUGAAUGCACUGACAAAUGGAUGUGCCAUCAAUGGACACUUGGAUUUCACCGCCGCACAGCAGCUCAGCGGGAUGGAUGCCAGGCGUGAGGAGUGCUUAGCAUUAACACCCAACGGAGUCAUUCCUGGAGUAACUUCUCCCAGUAGGCAUCGAAUUCAUACCAGUAACGGCACCGAGGAACCGGAGAAAGCCAUGAGUAAUUCCACCGACAUGUGUGGAUCUCUCCACCUGAAUGGAAGCCCGAGCAGCUGUGUUUCUAACCGGCCCUCGUGGGUGGAAGACCCCGGAGACACUUUGCACUAUGGACAUUAUCAUGGUUUUGGGGAUACUGCUGAAAGCAUCCCUGAACUCAGUAGUGUUGUUGAGCAUUCCAAUUCUGUCAAGGUCGAACAGAGAUACGACAAUACUGUCCUAGGCACAAUGUAUUUGUACCACGGUUCCUAGAUGAAUGACAUUUAUAUCAAACGCAUAUUGAAAUUGCUACCAAAUGAAACUGGGGAGACAGAAUCCUCACAUAGCAUUAAAUUUGAAGAUCGCAACUUGUUGCUAUUUUUACACUUUGUUUAUAUGAAAAGUAAACCUUUAAUUUGACAGCCUUAUACAAUAGUUGUAGUUUGUUGCAUGUAUGGGGCUUAUUUAGUGAUAAAAUAGGUGCUGUCAUGAUGGAAUGUUUAUUGUUUCAAAUUUUUUAUUAUGGAAUGUUCUGGUUUUGUAUUUUUUUUCUAAGCUUGUGAACACUAUCUUUCCCUUUUUAGAGCUGUUCUCCCUUUUAUUAAAACAAUGUUUAACUGAAUUUUGUGAAGAAAAUGCUAUGUAUGUGCAUCACUUAGAAGUAAAGAUUUUUCUUUUCCGUAUCUUCUGCUGAAGCUAUGGUAGCAAUAUCAAUGCCAGCUCUCACUAUGCAAGGUUGAAAGUGGCAAUUUUCUGGAGCUUCUCUGACUUUAUAGUUUGUACAUUCGUUUGGUAUAAUUAGAUGUUCAUCUUUAAAUUUUUUGUACAAUGUGUUUAAAAAUGCGGAGACAAAUUUGGAGGAAGUUGCUGUUUCACUUUCUGUAGCGUAGAAGUGCUUUUUGUUGCUGUUGGGCUCUUUGCAUUACAGAUGGGAAAGUGGGCUGCCUUUGUUCGGUCGCAGUUGGGUGUGCCUCAGGUUAGCUCUGUGGUGGGUUUCUUUGGCUUCUCUCCUUUGUAUGUGUGCUUGAUGUUUUACCAUAGCUCACAGACCGGAGGCAUGUUGGCACUGUUCUGCUUUGUACACAGUUUAAAAUUGCUGUUACUCGUUAUAGAAUUUGCCAAGUCAAAAUAUUUGAGUUUGACUGUCUUGGAUAUACAUUUAUUGUCUUUUUUUUAAACAUAUACUUUGAAAAUGUAACGUUGUGUACUCUUUGGGCUAUGCUCACAGAAAAUACAUUGUAUUUAAUGCUUAAUACACAAAUCAAAAUUCAUAUAAGUGCAUUAUAUGAGCACUAAUACUAUAAGUUGCUGCUUGUGUUAAAGUGAAGAGUGGGGAAGAAUAUGGUAAAUGAGAUAAGCCCUCUGAAUUGUGUUGAUUUUUUUGUUCUUGUUUUGUUUAAAAAGGGACCUUUACAAAUUGGA